Messenger RNA from Condylostylus longicornis, 1271 nucleotides. RefSeq lists its product as uncharacterized. The transcript has 2 exons. Bases 188 to 640 code for a protein of 150 amino acids. The record is from RefSeq and is a predicted model, not a curated record. Lineage: Eukaryota; Metazoa; Arthropoda; Insecta; Diptera; Dolichopodidae.
GAUAAUAUAGAAUCGAAAUGUUGCUUUUUAAAUUGGUUGAAAACAAGAAAAUCAGUUAGAAACACUAAAAUUAACCAAGUUCAACUGCAGUGAUUUCAAAGAAAAUAACAUAAUUAAAUUGGGGAACUUAAAACAAUUAGAUUUGCCAUACGCCUCAUGCACAGAAAACUUUAUACAAGAUUUAUCAAUGCUAAAGAAGUUGAAAAUUUUAAAUAUACCUGGUGUAUCAAUUAGUAAUAAUUGUAUAUUAAAAUUUAUCACAAAGUCGCCAGUUAUUGAAUUUAUUGAUAUAUCGGAAAAUAUACAUAGCCAGGAUUGUGAAAAUUUUCUCAAAAAUAUUAUUGAAACUUUGAAAAACCAAAGUCGAUGUAAACCAUUGACCUUAAGAAUGAAAAUGGGAGAAGAUUCAACAGAGCCUAAAGAAGAAAAAUCAUUUCUGAAAGAGAACGGAAAUAUUUUAAGAAUAGAUUAUUCUGAAACAGAUUUUAUAAUGAAACAGUUUGAUUCUGAUUUUCGUUUGUUUCCCGAUGAUCAUCAUUACGAUUCCGAAUUUGGUUAUAAUUGGUACCCUGGUGAUAGGGACUCUAGCAGUGAUUAUGAAAGUACUUUUUGGUAUAAUCAUUGGAGUAACCAGUGGUAAACUAUGGUAAAAAUUUUUGUAUUUGUAUAGCCAUAUAAUAAUUUUAAACGAGGUAGGUAUAUAUGUCGAAAUAAUAGUAUUAACCUGCCUAAUAGCCAAUCUUUUAAUUUAACUUGUUUACGGAAAAUCUCAUUUAAAAAAAUAUUUGGUUAUAUUUUUACCGUAAUUUUCUACAGAACUUUGGUUGUGGCUUGAGGUUGAAUCUUUUAAGUUUAGAAAUUUUAUUCAAAAUUUAUUUGAAUUUAACUAAGUUAAUUUUUCAUUUUAUGUUUAGAUAAUCUGUUGCUGUAUUUCAUGGGAGUCUUGUGUUUAGAUAACCUGUUACCGUAUUUCGUGGGAGUUUUAUUUUCUUAAAACGAAUUAAAAUCUUGCGGAAGGCUAGGUUUUUGAAAAGAAGAACAAGAAGGUAACAAGCUGACUUUCUUUUUCGAUAAAAUAUGAAUUUAUAAUUUUUUUUUUUUCAAAUUUUCAAAAUAUUUAAUUUUAUGUAAUAAUUAAAUAUUUAAUGUAGUAUUUUUGAAUAAUAGAAUACAAGUUGGGGAUUUUAUUACGAUUUGUUUUAUUUUUUUUUUAAAUUAUGAUUUUAUUAAUUUAUGUUAUUUGUGAAAUUUAAUUUUUUUUCGAGUACAUA